GGAAUCGAAGAUAAUCCCUGGAUACCUAAAAAUGAGUAUAGCACUUGCGAAAAAACAUUCCUCACAUAAGAAGGCCCUUUCCGACGAGGGUAAACUUACCAAUGAUUCGGCACUACUUAAGAAGAAUAUGGCAGUACUUUACGAGAAAUUACUUUUCGGUGUCAAUCAGGUUUCUAUCUCUCAGUUGAACUGGAAAGAACCUCUUGCAAGCCAAGUGAUAAGUGAUGAUUCAGAUCUGGUACGGCAAUUACCAGAUCGUCAAAAAGAACUUUUUAUGAAACUAAAAGAUGAUAUGGUCCCUUCGUCACUUUCACAAAUCAUACGAGAUAAAUGCAAUGAAUUCGUAGAAGACUUUGUCGAUAAAGAUGUGGAUACUUUACCAAGAAAACUUAAGCAUGAUGGAUCAUGGAAAGAACCAGAUGAGAAGCUUACAGAGGUUGCAUCAGGAAUUUUGCAUACUCUUAAUGAUGCAUGGAACAAUCCUGCAUUCAGUCCUGAGUUUGCAAAAUUGCAAAGCGAAGGUACUUACGUGACCAAUAUAGUAGUACCUGCCAUUCGGGCUUCAUUAAAGGAUCUUCCUUUUGGAAAAUCUACCUUUGUCAGCACUGCAGAACUUCAAAGUUCUGCCAGUGCAGAUAGACGAGGUGAAGGACGAGGAAGACGGCCUGAUAUUAUGUUUGUAGUAAAUUGUAGGGAGAAAAAUUAUGAGCUCAUGUAUUCCGAAUGCUCGCGUCUGUUUUGCACGUUACAGAAAGAUAAAGACGAUGAAAUAAAGCUAUGGCGUGAAGCUAACGACGGAAUGUACUGGGCUCACAAAUCAACUAAGCCUGAUCAAGAUGAAUUUGGAAUCAUCGCGAUCCAAGUAGCAGGAUCAAUAAUUCGAUUAAACGUCCUUAUUAGGGAU
This is a messenger RNA of Scutellospora calospora, 904 nucleotides long. The record is from the annotation of a GenBank genome assembly. Lineage: Eukaryota; Fungi; Glomeromycota; Glomeromycetes; Diversisporales; Gigasporaceae.